CAAAAGAGAGAGGUGGUUAAGUAGAGAGAAUGGGGGAGGCAGUGCACGGUAACAUGGGACCGCAUUGUCGCAACGGACGGCCGGCGCAACGGCCGCGCGUAUUCUUGCGCCCGCGCACGCACGCGUCACCGACCGACUCUCGACAGAGUCGCCGAUACACGACAUUUUCGAAACGUGAUAACAAAAAUCUGUGUUUACAGUUUGCAUUAGCGAUAUAGAAUGUCUUAGACACCGAUGACAAUGAUUAUGCGGUCGCACAUACCGAUAUAAUGGUAAAUUAAUAAACAAAAACUCAGUGAAAAAAUAACAAGAUGGGUAGUGGAAAGUUCGGUUUUAACGUUAAAAAUUACAAAGUGAAAACUGGAACUGAUGUCAAGACUGAAAUUAGUGUUAAGGAAAAAUGUCAGAAGAUUCAGAAGAAGCUAAAGACAAUGGAAAAAAAGAAGACUGAUGUAGACGCACGGGAAAAAACCAUCUGGUGGAACCAAUGCAACAGCUUAAGCGAGAUCGACCAGUACCUAUGGAUGGUAGGUGGUUCAGCAGGCGCCCUGGCACUGACGGGCGUCGCUGCUGCCUCGGCCUUCUACCUCAGCACGAGACCCAAGCCGGAGAAGCCGCUCGUGACGCUGCACGAGCAGAGCCUUUUGGAGCCGGGACCUGAAAUGGUACGAGUGUCAAAAUUUUACAAAGAAGCAAAGAACGGUCGUUUCUUACGUUAUUUGCAUGAAGAUACACGCACACUUUUCGAGACGUUCCGGCGCGGUGUGAAAGAGUCAAAUAAUGGUAAUUGUCUCGGUUGGCGUGAGGGACCAAACAAGCCAUAUGUGUGGCAGACAUACAAUGAGACUCUGUUGCGAGCCAAGAACUUCGGCUCAGGGCUUAUAUGCCAAGGCCUCGCACCCGGACAAAGUACUUUUGUUGGUAUUUAUUCACAGAAUUGUCCGGAAUGGAUCAUGACAGAACAGGCGGCGUACUGCUAUUCAAUGGUUAUAGUGCCGUUGUACGACACGUUGGGUGCAAACGCAUGUGCCUUCAUUGUUAACCAAACUGAAAUGGCCGUUGUCGUAUGCGAAGACGACAAAAAAGCCAAUCUACUAUUGGACCAGUCGCCUCGCUGCCUCAGGAAGUUGAUCACAAUCAAAGAGGUGUCGCCGUCCACUUACCAGAGGGCGAAGAGUCGAGGUGUCGAGAUCUUGAAGUUCGCCGACGUGGAAUUCCAAGGCGCUCAGAAGGACCAUCCGUGCGUCCCACCAAGACCGGAGAACUUAUGCACAAUCUGCUACACGUCCGGCACUACCGGCAUGCCCAAGGGCGUGAUGCUGACGCAUGAGAACGUGGUCGCGUCCAUGUGCAGCGUCACCAUGCAACUCGGCGAGCACCGGCCCACCAAGCAUGACGUCAUGAUCUCCUUCCUGCCACUCGCGCAUAUGCUCGAGCGGUGCUGCGAGAACGCUCUCUACAUGGUGGGAGGAGCUGUCGGUUUCUACAGUGGCGACAUCAGAAGGCUGGGCGACGACCUGAGCGCGCUGAAGCCGACCAUGCUGCCGGCGGUGCCGCGCCUGCUCAACAGGCUCUACGAUAAGGCACAGUCCGAGGUCGCCAACUCGAAGAUCAAGAAGCUGCUGUUCAACAUGGCGCUGUCUGCAAAGGAAUCGGAAUUGAAAAGAGGUAUAAUCCGAAGCGAUUCCAUCUGGGACAAGUUGGUAUUCCGCAAGGUGCGCGAGGGCAUGGGCGGCAGGCUCCGCAUCAUGGUGGUGGGGUCGGCCCCGCUGGCUGGCAACGUCCUGACCUUCGCGCGAUGUGCCCUCGGAUGCCUGAUCGUGGAAGGCUACGGUCAGACUGAGUGCACUGCGCCGGUGACUCUCACGGUUCAGGGGGACCACGUGCCCGAACACGUCGGGCCUCCCGUCGCUUGUUGCAAAGUGAAGCUAGUGGACGUGCCCGAGAUGGAGUACUACGCGGCGCAGGGGCAAGGCGAGGUAUGUGUGCAGGGCGCCAACGUGUUCAAGGGCUACUUCAAGGAGCCGGAGAAGACGCGCGAGGUGAUCGACCAGGACGGCUGGCAUCACACCGGAGACGUCGGAAAGUGGCUGCCGAACGGGACACUCAAAAUUAUCGACAGGAGAAAACACAUUUUCAAGCUGUCGCAAGGAGAGUACAUAGUGCCGGAGAAGAUCGAGAAUAUUUAUAUUAGGAGUCAGUAUGUGGAGCAGGUUUUCGUGCACGGCGAGUCAUUGAAGUCGUGCGUGGUAGCCGUAGUGGUACCCGACGUGGAUGUGGUGAAAUGCUGGGCGCUGGAAAAUGGCAUCAAGGGCACCUUCUCCGAGCUGUGCGAGGAUGAGCGCAUCAAGAAGGUUAUUAUGGAAGACAUGCUGCAGUGGGGCAAGAACGCAGGACUCAAGACUUUUGAGCAGGUGAAAGAUAUAUACCUGCACCCAGAUCCGUUCUCGGUACAGAACGGCCUGCUGACGCCCACGAUGAAGGCGAAGAGACCAGAAAUUCGCAACUACUUCAAACCACAAAUAGAGGACAUGUAUAAGCAACUCGAAUAACAGUAGCGAACGCAGUGCACUGACUUAAUUAUAAGGAUCACGUACACUUGAAGCAGGGUCUUUGCGGACGACUGUAAUGUAUGUUCGAAAGAUGAUGCGAUGAACUGAUUUUGAUAAGAUUAACAUUUUAUAUCGUUUAAGCGUCGCCCACGCGUUAGAAAUAGUGUUAAUGGUAUGUUUUCAUGUUCAUAACAAUGGAAUACUUUGACGUGUUUGGAUUGAUUUAUGUAAUAUAAAAUAAGAAUAUUUAAUAAAUAUAAAAGCGAUAAUAAAGCUAUUGGUUUUAAUGACAAACAUGGUCCUCGUAACAGUAUUAAAGAUGAGAAAGUUAAUCUUACCAAAAUUAGUAAUGAUUUUAAUGAAUUAGGAGAAACGUGAUGUAAACAUCACGAAACUAUAUAUGCCGAAGCGAUGUCACUAAUUUAUCACUUUCUGAAUGAUGAGUAUUUAUUGCUGUGAAUCUGUUUUAAGAAAACUGAAUUAUAAAAUUCAAAGAAUUCUGUGUACUAAAAGCGAGUGAAUUACUGAUAAAGUUACUAGGAUGUUAAAAUAUCAUAGUAGUUUGGACUAGGUAGUAGUGAAUCAGUUUGUGACUUCAUUAGUAUUGGUCUAACAGUAAAUUUACAGGUUUGAUGGUAAAUCUGAAGAAUCUGUAAGUGAUAAAUUAAGUGAAAUUCCUAUCACAGUACAAGUUGACGAUAGCUGUAGACACUUUUCACUUUGCUAAGCUUGUAAUAAAAACACUUUUUAAAAAAACUGAAACAAAACUAAUUGUAAAAUAAUUUGUAGAUUUGGAAUUGUAAAUAAUCCGAAUAGUUUGUAGUAAAAUUUUCUUAAUGCAAUAAAAUUGAAUAUACGGAAACCUCGUUUCUUACACGGUCAAUUAAAGACAGGUAUCUUCCAAAAAAGCAUUUUGCAUACAAUGGACUUGUGUUUUAUUAUUUUCCUUAUUUAGAAAAUAUAUUAACUUGUGCUAUUAAAAAACAUUAAACAAUUUCUAGCAACAAUUAUUUGGAAUAAAGUACUAUGUCAUUUGGUACUAAAAAGAAAUAAGUUUGUUAUAAAUGCAAUGCAAUUGAUCUUGUAUUCUGAAUCCUGAUCAGUGAUUGUCAACUGGAAUACGGACAAUACGUUAUUUUUAAACGAUAAUAUAUGCAUUUUAUGCUGAUAUAAUUUAAGUAUCGAUCAGGUUCUACCGUUUACGUUUGUAGGAUUAAGUAAAAGAAAUAAGCAAUAUAAAUAUUUCGACCCAAACAAUUUUGAUGGCGUUUGAAAAGGUAGUUUUAAUGAACACAAUACAUUAAUUGUGCGGAGUUGUACGUUUCUCGUUAUAAUACGAGUAUAUUCAUCAAAUUUUGUUUUCUAAUCAACGUACUAAAGGUAUGUCCUUAGGCGUUCGCCCUGCGAGCAUUCGAUAACGAAUAUUGAUAUUGUAUUUAUGAAUUUGCCUACACCAAAAUCAGACGUAAUUAUGAUGUCUUCAUGAACCAAAUCAAUGAGCUGGUGCUCGUUUUAGGUCUUUGUGCUCGAGUACUUCAAAGUGAAACUCAAUGAACUUACGUCCGAAUGCUCGUAACAGAAUGCUCUCUACGUAAAAUGCUCGCGGUGACGACGCCACGUAACAUUUUUGUUGCUCGGGAGAAUGCGUUUCCGAUUCAUGAGUAUAUUUUAUAUAGUAAAUAAAUAUUAACUUAUUUCAAACUGAAACUAUCUAAACGGAAAUCAAAUUACAAUUGCGAGGAUAACAGGAAUAAAACUAGAUGCCUAGUUGAAUUAUAUGAUAACUUUUCUAUACAAGUAUUAAUGAAAUAAUUCUAGAAGUUAUUUCAUUUUUAACAAAUUAUAUUGCAAGGUAACAGCAAUUACCAUAGCUUUAAUAUUAGGCAAGCACUUUUCGCCAUACCAGAGCCUCGGAUUAACGUUACAUAAAAAAUGCCUAUGCAAUAGUUAUAAGUGAUAAAAAUGAGUAAAUUGUUACCCAGGACUUGACGCGUAUCUGUACGAUAAACGGACGCGCAUACAAAAAAUUAAAUGCUAAGUUUAUAAGCCACAAUCUUUCCUUUCUGUUACUCGCUAAGUGUUUUAUUUCUUUUGUUUUGCAAUGUUUUGUGUGUGUGACAGAAUGAGUGUUGCGUCUGAGAUUAUUUCGAUAUGUUUGGGUGAAAAAUAAUGAAGUUACGGGAAACGUCGUACAUGACGAAAGUAUUUUAUUAUUACGAUGUAAUUUUGUAACUUCUAAUGCAAUUGAACAUGUUACAAUUUCAAAGCUGAUAUCGAUAAAAUACUUAAAUAUAGUUCUAAACUGUAGUUUUUACCGACAUUAUGAGUUGACUGAAAUAUACUGAUAUAAUCUCAGAUUAUCGUUGAUGUUGCCGUGAGAGAUUAGUGAGUUUUUCACGAUAAAAAUAAAUAUACUUAGUAAUAAUUAAUCCUAGGUGAAACUCGCACCGUGUAGUGUAAUUUUAUAUUCUUAAUAAAUUGAUUGAUGCUUUGUGCAAACGUUGUAGUUUCGUGUUGUUCAAACCAAAAUUUUGUUGUUAUUGGGCGAGUACUACAAUAAUUUAUUUUUAAAUAAAAUUUUCAAAAAUG
Molecule: messenger RNA, 5141 nt
Organism: Manduca sexta (tobacco hornworm)
Lineage: Eukaryota; Metazoa; Arthropoda; Insecta; Lepidoptera; Sphingidae
Product: long-chain-fatty-acid--CoA ligase 5
Exons: 15
Coding region: 312-2552 (746 amino acids)
Biological process (GO): long-chain fatty acid metabolic process
Cellular component (GO): membrane; endoplasmic reticulum
Molecular function (GO): long-chain fatty acid-CoA ligase activity
Source: RefSeq, a predicted model, not a curated record